Molecule: messenger RNA, 1042 nt
Organism: Ahaetulla prasina
Lineage: Eukaryota; Metazoa; Chordata; Lepidosauria; Squamata; Colubridae
Product: zinc finger protein with KRAB and SCAN domains 3-like
Exons: 5
Coding region: 360-986 (208 amino acids)
Source: RefSeq, a predicted model, not a curated record
UUCCCCAUUGGGCCACUGGAGGGCGAAAGACACACCUUAUAGAGGAGGCCGAGAAGGAAAUGACAUCAUAGAACCUUGCUUGUCUGGGACACUGCACUCGCUCUCCUUAACCCCUGGGACUCCGCAAGGGGCGGAGAGGCUGCGGGAGAGAUCCAGACGUGCUCCGGAUACAGAAACUGGAAGCCAUUUGAAAUCCUUCCAAGCCAAAAUUUUCUCUUGGGGGAAAAAAACAAGAGCGGAGUCACUUGGAGGGAUCAGAGUCCUGAGGCACCAGAAAUGGUCCUGUGAAGGAAAAGGCAUCUGGAGACCCAGAAGAGUCCUUGGAGCCAUUUGGAGUUGCUGUGCAGGAGAGAGAAAGGAUGGAGACACAACCUUUGGGAAAGGAGGGAGCCGGAAAAAGCCUUUCAGCUGCUCAGCCUGGGAAGCUCUGGACAAGGACUGGGCAGAAGAUCCUGGAGGAGGAAACCAUCCUCCCUUCAGAAGUUCAGACCUGGAAUUUCAUCCAAUACUGGGAGGCUGAGGGUCCCCGAGGACUUUGCAGCCGACUCCAUGACUUUUGCAGGCGAUGGCUGAGACCAGAAAAGCACACCAAAGCCCAGAUGCUGGACCUGGUGGUUCUGGAGCAGCUCCUGGCUCUUCUGCCCCCAGAGAUGGAGGGCUGGGUGAGGGAAUGUGAAGCAGAGACCAGCUCCCAGGCAGUGGCCCUGGCUGAAGGCUUCCUCUUGAGCCAGGCGGAAGAGCAGAAGGAGCAGGUCGAGUUGCAGUGCUGCACUGUGGAGAUAAGAGAUCCCGAGGGAAAGAAAAAUCCAUCAAAUCCCCCUCAGGAGCUAUUUUUCAAGAGGAUCCCUUGGGAAGAUCAAAGUCAGGACACUUCAGGAGAGGAACAAAGAAUGAAGUUUUCUGGUUUUUACGAUGGAGCUCAAACAGUAGUUGAACUUCCAAAUCAAGCAGCCUAUGAUUGUGUUGGGGCUUCAUGGCAACUGUAGCACACUGCUGACUCAUGUUUAAGUGAUUGUCCACUAGUACUCCAAGAUCCGUGUUG